This is a messenger RNA of Lolium perenne, 3954 nucleotides long. RefSeq names its product 1,4-alpha-glucan-branching enzyme 3, chloroplastic/amyloplastic. NCBI's taxonomy places the organism in Eukaryota, Viridiplantae, Streptophyta, Magnoliopsida, Poales, Poaceae. Gene Ontology annotation, cellular component: cytoplasm. Gene Ontology annotation, molecular function: 1,4-alpha-glucan branching enzyme activity; hydrolase activity, hydrolyzing O-glycosyl compounds; cation binding. Gene Ontology annotation, biological process: glycogen biosynthetic process. The record is from RefSeq and is a predicted model, not a curated record.
AGCUUAUCCCUCCCCAAAACCCCAGCUCCGUUCCGCCUCGCCUCCUCUCCCCCGUUCCUCCGGCCGCCGGCGCGGCCGCCCCCUCUCCACCAUCGCCGCCGUACCAUACCACACCUACACGAAGCCCCCCAAAAUGGCGUCUUGCCCUCCGUUUCUCCUAGCCCCACAACCCCCACCUCCGCUCGUCGCCGUCCGCCUCCGCCGCUCGCCUCUCGCCGGCCGCGCACACCUCCUAACCAGCCGCUACCCCCGCCCCCGCCGCCGCCAGAGCUUCCGCUCCUCCUCCUCCCCCUCAUCCUCGUCUUCGUCCUCCUCCGGCCCUCGCAAGCGCUCGCCCAGGCCUCAGCAGCGCACGGAGCAGCGGCCCGGCCGGGGCAGCGGGAGCGCCGUCGACCCCGUCGGCUUCCUCGCCAAGACCGGCGUCUCCGACCGCGCGUUCGCCCAGUUCCUCCGCGACCGGCACAAGGCUUUCAAGGACCGGAGAUGGGAUGUGUGCUCCCGGUUUAUCGAUCUGAAAGAGGGCUCCUCUGGGUUUGAGCUAAUGGGAAUGCACCGCCAUCGGCAACAUCGUGUGGAUUUCAUGGAGUGGGCACCAGGUGCUCGGUAUUGUGCUCUGGUUGGUGAUUUUAAUCAUUGGUCGGCAACUGAAAACUGUGCACGAGAAGGUCAUUUGGGACAUGAUGAUUUCGGGUAUUGGUCUGUCACACUUGAGGAUAAGCUCAGAGAAGGGCAAGAACCAGAUGAAUACUUUUUCCAGGAGUACAAUUAUGUGGAUGACUACGAUAAAGGUGACAAGGGUGUUGAUGUUGAAGAUUUAAUCCGUAGAAUGAAUGAAGAGUAUUGGGAACCUGGAGAAAUUAAGUCACGCAAGUCUCAGUUGGAGAGAGUCGCGAGGUUAUACGAGGAGAUGUUUGGCCCCAAUAGUCCACAGACAGAAGAGGAGCUGGGUGAAAUACCUGAUGCUCAAACCAGAUAUAACAACUGGAAAGCCACACAGAAGGAUGGGCCGUCCAGUUCAGCUCCUUCCUACGAUAUCAUUGAUACUGGGCAGGAGUUUGACAUUUUUAAUGUGGUAACUGAUCGAGCAUCAUUUGAAAAGUUUCAAACAAAGGCACCUCCCCUUGCUUACUGGGUUGAAAUGAGGAAAGGAAGAAAAGCCUGGAUAGAGAAAUAUGUUCCAGCGAUUUCUCAUCAAGACAAGUACAGGGUUUAUUUUAAUACUCCUGAUGGUGCUUUAGAACGUGUGCCUGCUUGGGCAACUUAUGUUCUUCCAGAUGCGGAAGGGAUGCAAUCCUAUGCAGUACAUUGGGAGCCUCCUCCAGAAGAAAUUUACAAAUGGAGAUAUGGACGACCGAGAGUCAAAGGCUCACUUAGGAUUUAUGAAUGUCAUGUUGGAAUAAGUGGAUCCGAGCAGAAAAUAUCAUCGUUUCAGGAGUUCACAUCCGACGUCCUACCUCACAUAAAAGACGCUGGAUAUAAUGCUGUUCAAAUAAUUGGAGUUGUGGAGCACAAGGAUUACUCCUCCGUUGGUUAUAAGGUCACAAACUAUUUUGCAGUCAGUAGCAGAUUUGGCACCCCAGAUGACUUCAAAAAACUAGUGGACGAGGCACAUGGCCUUGGGUUACUGGUUCUUCUUGAUAUUGUCCACUCCUAUGCAUCGGCUGAAGAAAUGGUGGGCUUAUCUCUUUUUGAUGGCUCUAACGAUUGUUACUUCCACAGCGGGAAAAGAGGGCAACACAAGUACUGGGGCACCAGAAUGUUCAAAUAUGAUGAUGUUGAUGUUCUGCACUUCUUGUUGUCUAAUUUAAAUUGGUGGGUCACUGAAUACCGGAUUGAUGGAUUCCAGUUUCACUCACUCUCUUCUAUGUUAUAUACUCACAAUGGUUUUUCUACAUUUACUGGUGCCAUAGAAGAGUACUGUAAUCAAUAUGUUGACAAGGAUGCACUGAUAUAUCUAAUCCUAGCAAAUGAGAUGUUACAUGAACUCCAUCCAGAUAUUAUAACAAUAGCGGAGGAUGCAACAUAUUAUCCUGGGUUAUGUGAACCAACCACCCAAGGUGGUUUAGGAUUCGACUACUGGGCCAAUCUUUCUAUUCCAGAAAUGUGGUUGUGGCAUCUUGAAAAUGUUCCUGAGCGAGAAUGGAGCAUGAAUAAGAUUAUGAAAGUAUUGAUAAGCAGCAACGAUAAUAUGCUAUCUUAUGUUGAAAAUCAUAACCAGUCAAUAUCAGGGCGGAAGUCUUUUGCUGAGAUAAUUCUUAAUACAGGAAUGUGCUCUAGUGGUUCAGUAGAUGACGAUUUGAUCUUCCGAGCUUCCUCAUUGCUCAAGAUAAUCAAAUUAAUUACGUUUACAACAAGUGGAGGUGCAUAUCUGAAUUUCAUGGGUAAUGAAUUUGCUCAUCCAAAGAGAGUUGAGUUUCCUAUGUCAAGCAAUGACUAUUCGUUCCAAUUAGCUUGUCGGAAGUGGGAACUACUGGACAAGGGUGUCCACAAACAUGUUUUCAGUUUUGACAAGGAUAUAAUGAGCUUGGAUGAAAAUGAAAGGAUAACAAAGAGAGGCUCACUCAAUGUUCAUCAGUGCGAUGAUACAAGCAUGGUGAUAUCUUUCACGAGGGGGCCUUUCCUUUUUGUAUUUAAUUUCAAUCCAGAACUCUCCUAUGAACUACAUCGUGUUGGUGUAGAUGAAGCUGGGGAAUAUCAACUUAUCUUAAACACGGAUGAAACUAAAUAUGGUGGCCGUGGGGAGCUCAAUAGUAGUCAGUAUAUGAAGAAGACCAGUGACAAAAGGGUUGAUGGCUGUCGGAACUCCUUGGAAUUGGCAUUAUCAUCUAGAAGUGCUCAGGUAUACAAGUUGGUCCGAAUCUUAAGAAUUUAGGCUCGAACAAUAAUUACUGUGACAGACAAAGUAAUCCGUAUCCUCCAAAGAUGGGCUAUCAUCGCCAAUGUUUAUAGCAAGUUGGAAACACUGGUGACAAAAACGAGACUGGAGCACCAUACAAGUCGAUCUACCCCAGCACAGGGCAAGUUUGAUGGAAAAAGCUUUGCCUGUACUAUGAACUCUGUCAGGGAGCAAGUUCUCACAAAUAAAGCAUGACAUCUUAGCUACUGUACACAGGGACAUAUCCUGAUGCCUUGUCUGGAUUAUGAAAUCGUCUCCCUCCAGAUAUGCAGGGGAACUCCCAUAGAUACAGCAUGGGUGUGCGGUCGCCCGAUUGAUGAUGUACGGUUCAGAUCGAGCAUAGUGGAGCAAUGUGUUGAAUGUUUCCUUGUUAUGACGGUGGCUUAGGGUGUGUUUGGAUCUGAGCCAAAGUUGGCCUUACCAAAAUGUUGGCACGCCCGUGAACCCUGCGUGUUGUUUGGUUGGGCACCAAAAAUUUGGCAAGCCCCUAGCCCAGCUGAAUGUGCAGUGUAAUUUUUGCCAAUGCGUGGGCAAGUUUAGGGCGGCAGAUUCCUCCGCCAAAAUUUUGGUAGUGCCAAAAUUGGCAGGGCUUCUUGGGGCACGAACCAAACAGGCUCUUAAUCUUAGCUACAAGGUCCACACCCUGUUGAUCAGCAAACUGAGCAGCUGCAGCAACUGUUGUUGACUUAGCAUUGGCAAAGCUAAUUAUUAACUAGUUAGAGUAAUCUUUGUGCAAGACAAGAGGAUUGGUGUUAGGAUGUGAAGAUCAAGUAGGCAGGAAUAGGUUCGACAUCUGCAGAAGAGACAAAAAUGGCAACAGCCUCGUAGAUCAGACAAGUGUGAACUGUCAGUGUAUUGUAGCCACUGCCAAUUGCCAUAAGAUUUGGCACUUAGAGGUAUCAUAUGUUGCAGGCUCAAGUGUGUUUUUGCAGUGAAGUAGCCUGAUGUAUAGUGCCUUGGGAUUUAUCCACGAAUACAGUAGCAAGACAUACUUUUCUUUGUCUUGAAAAGAUUGGCUGCAAGCAGUUUUAAUUGAUUAGCAGAUGUUUGUUACUUUA